CACUCCCUUGGAAUAGCCAGGGGCUGAGCAGGAACCAGGAAAUACAAGCUCUCCCUGUCCAGAAAACACUUCUGCUUCAUGGAGAAAGGAGCGACAUGGGCAACCUCUGCAGCUACGGGCGACCACAGAAUUGUCCUUCGCCUUUUAAAAGAAAGAAAGAAAAGCAAGGAACUAAUGUGAGACAGGACACCCAACAGCAUCAGCCUGACAGGAAGGCUCCAACGUAUGAAGAUGUCCCAGAGUUUCCUGUCUACGCCACUGUGAGUAAACCCAAGAGUGUGAAGCAGGAUGACAACAUUCAUUAUGCAGACAUCCAAGUGUUCACCAAGGUCCGGGAGCGCUCUGCAGCAGAGGUGAAGAACUUACAAAUGCAGAAUGCUACAGAGUAUGCCACCCUCAACUUCCCCCGACCCAGGCUGAAAUAUGACAGUAAGAAUGGGACCCUGGUAUAAAAGGCUCGAUGGCCCCUUCUCCUUCAGGAGCAAAAGGAUUUCACAGAGAUGCUGUAGAUGCAAGCUAACCUCAUGGACACAUCAAGUCUCCUUAAGAAAGUGCAGAGAGGCUGUAUCUUCCACCUGCAUUUCUCUUUGGAGGACACAGACUUAUUUAUUCUCACGUGAUUAGUAGUUUCCUAUCUGAUUCUGCUGACAAAAAACACCUCUUACCCUUGGAAGAGUUGCUGCUGAAGCUGGCAGCCCAUCACUUCCCAGCACUGUGAGGAGACAGAGCCACUCCUUGGCUGAAUGAAGGCUAAAACCACAGCUCAGAGCUGCAGUGAGAAAGUGUGCUGUGGCACAGGACCAGCUGAGUGCUGCUCUGCAGAUGGAUUUGGGAACAUGGCAUGCAGGAUUCAAUAUUGGGACAAGGGGGAUGUUGCCACAGGAUUUUAUGUCAAUGUUAAGAAAAUUCUGCAAUGUGCAGAAUCACAUGUGGAUGAUCCUGUGAAGAAAUGGCAUGAAACCUUUAACAGCGUCUACUGCACUGUCUUCCUUUAACACCUGCUGGUGUAACUGCGGUCAUGCACUAUGUGCAUCCCCUUUUCUCAAAAAGCAGUUUUAUAACCAUGCAUAGUACACUAAAACCAAGGCCAGAAUUGCAGAAUUAACUGAAAGGUACAGAACAAUUUCUUUCACUGAAGGGCUGUACAGAUAUGCAUCCUUACCCCAACAUACACAGAAGUAAGUAGUGAACUCUUGGCUCUGACUGGAAAUGAAACAAGGAAAAUUUGCAAUUGAACUAUGAGGCAGCCGUUUAAAAGCCACUGCCUAUAUUUAGGGCAGUUAUCCAGUCCUUAGAGUAUAGCAGCUGUCUGCAUGCCUGAGAUACUGGGAAUGAAUCCUGGUCAAUUUUAGAGAGGGCUUUGAACUUUUCCUCCAUUUUUUCUUACUUCAUACUGUCAGCUUUAGUUAUAAAACCUAGUAACAUAGAGCAUAUACCAUGUGGUGUUUUCUCCUAACCACAUUGAGACUUUGUUUAUGGAUUUAAAAUAGUGUAAAUAAUGCAGUAUAGCAAUCAUCCAAAAGGCUUCUGCCACUGGACUGAAUUUGGCAGUUGCAGCACUGGCAGUUGAACAGGGCUCCCAGGCAGUAUCUUCAGGCACUAUAAAUCAAUGCUUGGCACAUUGUGUCUGCAUAGCUAAAUGCAGAUUGUGGGACAACCUGUUUAUUGCCAGUGUUUAAAAAUGGACAUGCUGGUGCAUUUUAUAAACAUACAUAAUUUUGCAUAUUAUGGCUCAGCUAAAUGUAAAAAGCAUGAAGGAUUUCCUGCUCAUUACAAAAAAUGAAGCUGGUAUGGGCAGUGUUUGCUAAGAUGCAAGUGUUUUGAGGACCAAUUCUACAAUUUUUCUACUUUUUUGCCUGUGGUAUCCAGUAAACCUCAGCAGGGCUAUUAUAAGGCCAAAGUAACAUUUGCAGGAGGCGGCCCCUUUUUUGUAAUGGAUACAAUAUAUUUUUCUACCUGAAAAGGGGUUUUUUGCCCAUGCUAUCCAGCUGACCUCAGUGGGGCCAUUGUAAGAUUUGCAGUAGAGGGCCCUUCAUUUAUAAUGGGUACGAGAUUACGUUAUUGGAAAGGCUGGUUCUUUUGAGUGCCAAGGACUCCUCUUUCUGCUCCUCCAAGUUCCUUGCUGUACUCCAUGUCCAGCAUGAAAAUCGGUCCUUUGAACUGAGGAAGAUUGAAUGGGCACAGGAUUUACUUAGAAGAGUCAGGGAGUCAUGGGACACUCUAGCACUCAGUUCUGCUAGCCCAGCUGUCAGAUGUUCUACCAGAUGUGGUUCAUGCUGGGCAGCACUUAUGUACCUCCUUGCACUGAAUCACUGGUACAAGAACUGCAAAGGGACACUGGCUUCAGUUCCACUCAAGCCCUCCGCAUCAUAGCAAGAAAUUGGAUUUUUAGAAACAUUACUAAAUGUGGACUAUAGUUCGGGAGACGUGAGGUUUUCUAGAAGGUGCGGACUCCAGUAGGUCAUCUUUAAAAAUAAUUUAAGUGAAACAGCCCAUUAUUACAGUGGCAUGCACAGCGUGUGGUACUGAAGUUUUUCCUCACCCAGCAGGAGGGCUGGGGCCGGGGACAGCGAGCUGCACAGACACUAAAGUCAAGCUCCUGGGCCCAGAGGGGUGUAAAUUUGCACAUCCAUCAAGUUAAACCAGUUUCGCCAUGGACAUAGGCAGGACUGGGUUUGGCUCAGAGGAACUUGCUUUCACAUAGUCACUUAGUUUUGUUGGUCUGUGGAUCAGCCCUUUUGUAUUCUGAAUGAAUGGGAGCUACAGUAAAAACUAUCUUUUAAGGAGUGCCUCAAAACCUGGGGUGGUAGUUUUAUCUCCUGUUCCCUAAGGAGCUCCAGCUUCCAUAUGUAGCUGGUACUUGGUGGUGUUUCUGGAAGAACAGCGUUAUUUUAGAGACAAUCUAAUGCUCUGGAUAGGAACAGGAGUAGUACAGUAACUUUGCCUGUUUACCAGGCCUUAAAUAGAUAGAAUGUGAAAGCCACAUGUUCUGCAAUAAACGUUUUUCUAAAGGA
Molecule: messenger RNA, 3014 nt
Organism: Calidris pugnax (ruff)
Lineage: Eukaryota; Metazoa; Chordata; Aves; Charadriiformes; Scolopacidae
Product: chromosome unknown open reading frame, human C11orf52
Exons: 4
Coding region: 96-452 (118 amino acids)
Cellular component (GO): extracellular exosome
Source: RefSeq, a predicted model, not a curated record